Messenger RNA from Brenthis ino (lesser marbled fritillary), 1491 nucleotides. The record is from the annotation of a GenBank genome assembly. Lineage: Eukaryota; Metazoa; Arthropoda; Insecta; Lepidoptera; Nymphalidae.
AUGGAGAACGAUAUCUUGGAUUCAUUGAAUGAUUUGGGCUAUGAAGGGCCACUUGCAGAUGAUGUUGCCUUUGCGAAAGCUCUUGAUGGAGGUCCGAAAUCGCUUGAAUAUACUAAAUUAGUCCAUAUCCUAGCAGAAGAAUUAAAACAAUUAUGUAAAGUUGAAGAAACAGUAAAUAUGAUGAAUGAUCCCGAUGAAUCAAGUGCAUUCUUAUUAGAAUUAAGUUCUUUUCUAAAAGAGCUUGGAUGUCCUUAUAAAAAACUAAUCACUGGUCAUAUGUCAUCCCGUCUUCAAAGUAAAGAAGAUAGGCUACUUCUGCUAGAUUAUUUAAUAUCUGAAUUAAUGGCGGCAAGAAUGGUCAGUGUUGAUAGUCCAAAUGAGAAGAAAGCUGGUAUGGAGAUAGUCAUGCAAGAAUCUCCUACAGCGAAAGAUUUAAAGGACAUAUUAAUACAACUGAAAUUCAACAAACCACCACCAAAUAUUACAGCGGAAAUGUUGUUUUCUAAAUUAGAAGCAAAGCUCAAAGAUACUGUACAGAAAGAAGGUGAACAAUUAGUGGGUAAGCCGUUAUACAAUAAAGCUUUAUCGGAUAAAGAAUGGAAGCAAUUAGAAACAACAUUUACAGAAAUGUUUGAAGAAUAUAGGUUAAGGAGAGAAACUCUUAUUACAAGAUUGGAAUGCACUAUACAAAGUUUUGAGUGGUCAGACAGAUUAAAAGCCAAAAAGGAUCUUAUCCAAUCCACAUACAGACCUAAAAGAGAACAUUUGAAAGUAAAACCUGAUAUCAAGUUCUCAGAUUUCCUAGCAGCCAGAACUUCUCUGUUGCAAAUUGAGAAAACAUCGAAUGCAAAUGUUAGGAAGAAUACUCAGAGUGAUGUCAAUAAAGUUAUUAUUGGAAAGGUGCCAGACAGAGGCGGUCGUCCAAAUGAACAACAGCCACCGCCCCCCGAAAUGCCCUCUUGGCAACAAAGGUCUACACCGCAGGGUGGUCGAGGCGGUGCUCGGGGCGGGGGUGGUGGUCAACAACGUGGUGGUGGUAUGGGUGGUGCUGGUGGUGGUGCCGUUGGUGGUGGUCAGCAGAGAGGAGGGGGUGGUCGAGGCGGCGGUAGAGGGAGAGUGCAGGGCGGAUACAAUCAGGGUGAUCAGAGACCACAAUCCAGUCAAUCAAACAACAGUUCACGCAAUUAUCAAACCUACGAAGUGCCACCGGGUGGUUACAACCAAUACCAAAACCAAGGUUACAACCAAAACCAGAGCUACGAUAAUCGCGGCUACAACCAAAACCAAGGAUACAACAGCAACCAAGGUUAUAACCAGAAUUAUAAUCAAGGUUAUGAUAGUGCCGGUGGCUAUAACCAGGGUUACUCCAGUAAUCAAGGAGGCGGCUACAACAAGGGCUACCAAACUGCCCAAGGCUACCAAUCUCAAAAGUAUCAAAACGAGCAUGAUGAUAGGGACAGGCGAGGUCGUGGCGGUUACCGCGGAAGACGU